AUGAGUUGUGAUGACGAGAAAGUAGCAUUAAUGGAAAACGCUCUUCGAGCUGAUCCGCCUCUCAUUAAAUCGCUCCAAAAUAGCCUAAUCGAGUUAACGUUGCUGGUGGAGAAGGCGAAAUCUUCUGUCUUAAAGGACUACGUCGGAAUAGCCAUGGGAAUUCUAUUUAAAUACAGCGCUGCUUUAUUAGAUGUUCAGCAGGGCUCCGAUGACCAGGUUUCCUUUAUCCUGAAUUCAUUAGCAUAUCACCAUCUCUGCAUGGUCUCUUCAAAAGAUGUAACGAUUUCCGCUUGGAUUGCAAUGCAUUUGCUUGAAGUAGCGGCUGCAAUCACUUGCACUAACGUUACGGAAGAUCAGAUUUCUCAGCUAUGGCAUCGUGAGGAUCUAGCGGAGUAUUGUGUGGACACCCUCAUUCCUUCUGAAGGUUGUAUACAGCGGCUUCAUUCAGGAGUAUAUCGAAACGGUGUCACAGAGUGCCAUACGUGCUGGCCCACAAUCACUGUAAAACAGAUUUGCAACUUGUUUGAUAUGGCCAUAUUCGACAAUCUGCUCCAAAAAUCUUUCAGUAAUAGCAGUGACUUGAAUUCAGCUACUCUAACAAGCACUGAUGUCAAGGUUUUUCUUUUCACUUUGUCAUUAUGGAGCGACUCCGCGUCACAUCCUGCUGCACUUCCAGGGCGACUUCACAUUAAAGUAUAUGAAGCAUGGUUGGCAGAUGGCUAUCUUGAAGAACACGAAAGAGACCAGUUAUCAAAACGAGUAUGUGAAUUGAAGGUCAAUUGUGAGAAGCAUAUCUCGCCUGUGCCAGCUUUGCCAAGUCAAUCAGGAAUUGUUUCGCCACCAUCGAAAAAUGACAAAGUUCUCGUUGAUGUUUGCACGAAUACACCAUGUCGUGCUGACGUUUCAGCACUGUUAUCAACUGGUGAUGAGGAUGAAUCGUUCUUCUCAGUUAAAAGCGAUCGUGCAACUGUUUCCGAUCGAUCGUAUGCAAGCGCCAUAACUAGUCCUGUGGGACUGGAUCCUCGUCAAAGACUUUUAUGCAAAAAAAUUAGCGGUAUUUCCUCAGCACAGGAACUCAACGGUGACAAGAAAAUGUCUUCAGAACUGCAGCAAGGGAAACCCACGGCAACGGAUAAAUUAUCGAAAUCAGGCAACCUUUCGGUGACCCCUACAACACAGGUCGUGUUUUCAGGAAAGAUGGAAGAUCGUUCUCUGAGUGGUUUGACGAGCUGCCAGUCGUCUGAAUGUUCAACAUUUAGCCAAACUGGUACAUCAGGCGUUAUUCCUAACAAUACUUUAGUUGAUAGUAUGAAUACUGUUUCGAAAAACACUCUAUCUAAUGGACUUGCCUCAGUGACGAAGCCAUCAUUUGGAAAAGUUAUAGACAAAGAUGAGGCAACAUCAUUUUGGAAGGCUGAAUCAGUUGGCGUUUCAAUGUUUGGACGAUCUCAAGCGAACAUCGCUGCAUCUGACACAAAGAAUUUUGCAUUUAGUCAACAGGCUUUAAGAAACGUACUACCUGUCUCUUCAGUGCUGGGUAAACCCCCCAAUGUGCCAUGUGAGCAUUUUUCCAGCCCAAUUUCGCGAUUUGCAGGCCAACAAAAUAGCGACUUGGGAGAAUGUAGUCCUUUAGAUGCUUUGAUUCCUGUCAUUUCUCAAAAGCCACAACAUUUCGACAGUUUCUCAUUUACCGUUACUGCGGAGGACCACGAUGAAGAUGAAGACUUUUAUAACAAUCUUGUCAUGGAACUCUGUCAAAGGAAGAUCGGAGGAAGUCGUAAAGAGUUGGACCCUGGUAACACGGACAUCGAAACGUUACAAAAAAAGAUAACUCAAAUCGAAGAGCAAAUGCGAAAAACUAGAACAAAAUGCAUUGAUGUGUUUUGUGCAGAUCCAGUAAAUCUAUUUCGUGGUCUUAUGUCUUCAAGUAACAGUGGACAUUAUGCAAAUCUCGGUAAACCAACGACAGAAGCUAUGGAAAACACCAAAAUUGCACCCGCUGGAUUGAAGUCGUCAUCAGAAGUUAAAGUUCAAUCAAAUGUGGCACAUAAUCCCUUGCAAAGUAUGGAACGACGUAAGGACCAAUUCAAUUACUAUAGAUACUUUUUGGUUAACAAAGCAGUGGCUCGACAUCCAGGAAAUAGCGACCUGUGUCUCGGAUGCAUGGAUGACGACGCCCAAGAUCGUGCCCUUCGCAUUUUGGAACAACUAGCAAAUAAUUGGAACACCAUCUGUGACUCUGAUAGUGACUAG
Molecule: messenger RNA, 2253 nt
Organism: Angiostrongylus costaricensis
Lineage: Eukaryota; Metazoa; Nematoda; Chromadorea; Rhabditida; Metastrongylidae
Source: the annotation of a GenBank genome assembly